This is a messenger RNA of Hibiscus syriacus, 647 nucleotides long. Its product is annotated as PHD finger protein ING1-like. The transcript has 4 exons. Bases 161 to 520 code for a protein of 119 amino acids. The record is from RefSeq and is a predicted model, not a curated record. Lineage: Eukaryota; Viridiplantae; Streptophyta; Magnoliopsida; Malvales; Malvaceae. Gene Ontology annotation, cellular component: nucleus.
AUUCUUCAGAAGAAGUAUGCGUUGAUGCGUGAUCUUGACAAAAGUUUGCAAGAAAUUGUGAGGCAAAAUGAGCAACGUUGUGAACAAGAAAUAGAAGAUAGUAAACGAGGAGUAAGGGCCGGAAACAUUACACCAGAUACUUCACUUAUUAGAUUCUCCGAUGAGGCACUCGAUGAACAAAAGCAUAGUAUUAGGAUUGCAGAUGAAAAGGUUGCCUUGGCCAUUCAGGCAUAUGAUUUGUAAAACACGACUGGCAACAGCAGCUGCUUCUUCUGCAGCAACAGAAGUGGCAGCAACGGCAGCAAAUCCAACCGGUAUGGAAUUAGACUUGCCAGUGGAUCCUAACGAGCCGACUUAUUGUUUGUGCAACCAAGUUAGCUAUGGCGAGAUGGUGGCAUGUGAUAACCCUGCUUGCAAGAUAGAGUGGUUCCACUUUGGCUGUGUUGGUCUGAAAGAACAGCCGGGGAAAUGGUAUUGUCCGGAUUGCGCAGCACUGAGAAAUCGUCGUAAAGGAAAAUGAUAACGAUAUAUAUAUAUAUAUAUAUAUAUCUGUUGGGAAGCUUGUGCUGGUGCAUUUGGAUUGCCAUGCUGCAAAAUCUAACUUUGCAUAAUCAUGUUGUUAACGUUUCCAAGCAUCUUUGUUUGCA